Molecule: messenger RNA, 1519 nt
Organism: Suncus etruscus (white-toothed pygmy shrew)
Lineage: Eukaryota; Metazoa; Chordata; Mammalia; Eulipotyphla; Soricidae
Gene: FUZ
Product: fuzzy planar cell polarity protein
Exons: 11
Coding region: 192-1451 (419 amino acids)
Biological process (GO): non-motile cilium assembly; vesicle-mediated transport
Source: RefSeq, a predicted model, not a curated record
GUUCUCAAGUGGCAUCCCGUGUUUGCAUCGGGUGUGCCAGGCGGGAGUCUAAGUUUUCUGGGGUUCAGCUUCUCAUUUCCCUCCCUGGCAGCUUCGGGCACCAGAGAAUUUCUUGCUUCACGAGAGCAAACCAUGCUCCAAGGCGGGCAGUGACCGCCCCCCACGUGGGGCCUGCCCUGGAAAAGUUCCAAAUGGGGGAAGAGGGGACCCCGGGCAUCACACAUCUGCUGUGCCUCGCGGCUUCCAGCGGGGUCCCCCUGUUCUGCAGGAGCAGCCGUGGCGGCGCCCCAGCUCGCCAGCAGCUCCCGUUCUCUGUCAUCGGCUCCCUCAAUGGGGUGCAUAUGUUUGGGCAGAACCUCGAGGUGCAGCUGACCUCCGCCAGGACCGAAGACACGACCGUGGUGUGGAAAAGUUUCCAUGACAGUGUCACCCUCAUUGUUCUGUCGUCAGAGGAGGGGACCUCAGAGCUGAAGCUGGAGAGACUCCUCCAGAUGGUGUUCGGAGCCAUGGUCCUUCUGGUGGGCCUGGAAGAGCUGACCAAUAUCAGCAACGUAGAGAGGCUGAAGAAGGAGUUGCGGGCCUGUUACCGCCUCAUCGACAGUUUUCUGGGGGAUUCAGAGCUCAUCGGGAACCUGACUCAGUGCGUGGACUGUGUGGUUCCCCCUGAGGGGUCCCUCCUGCAGGAAACCCUCUGUGGCUUCGCCGAGGCCUCGGGCACAGCCUUCGUGAGCCUGAUGGCGUCGGGCCGGGUGGUGGCGGCCACAGAGAGCUGGUGGCGACUGGGGACCCCCGAGGCCGUGCUGCUGCCCUGGAUGGUGGCUUCCCUGCCGCCGCAGGCCGCUCGCGACUACCCGGUGUACCUGCCACACGGGAGCCCUACGGUCCCGCACCGGCUUCUGACCCUGACGCUGCUGCCGGGCUUGGAGCUGUGUCUGCUGUGCGGGCCGCGGCCUCCCCUCAGCCAGCUGGACCCGCAGCUCCUGGACCGCUGGUGGCAGCCGCUCCUGGACACGCUGCGGGCCUGCCAGGAGCUGGGACCCCGCGCCCUGCCCGUUGGCGUCUCGGUGCACGCGGACGUCCUCGGCCUACUGCUGCUUCACCUGGAGCUGAAACGCAGCCUGUUCACGGUGGACCUCUCGGCCGAUAAAGAACCUUCUGCCGGGCAGCGCCGGAGCCUGCUUCGUUCCUUCUACAGCCUGGUCACAGCCACGCACUUCCCACCCGAGCCGGGGCUGUCAGAGGACAAGGCAGAGGACACAGCACCCCCGACCCACCUGCCUCGAGCCUGCUACCUGGUGUUGGGGACUGAGGAGCCGGGCUCGGGGUGCCGGCUGGUGGCCCUGCAGCAGUGGCCCCGGCGGCUGCUGCUGCUCGUGUGCCCCCAGAGCCCCACCCAUGGGCUGCGGGACCUGGUCACCCGCACGCUCCAGGCACUGACGCCCCUGCUCUGACCACGGGGCUGGUAGCGUCUCUCUGUUUAUUCGCUCACAAUAAUACACGACCCCUGGACGGGGGGAGG